Molecule: messenger RNA, 1386 nt
Organism: Lutra lutra (Eurasian river otter)
Lineage: Eukaryota; Metazoa; Chordata; Mammalia; Carnivora; Mustelidae
Exons: 3
Coding region: 1-666 (221 amino acids)
Source: RefSeq, a predicted model, not a curated record
AUGGCCGAAGAUGCUAGGCAGGGACGAGCGGCGUGGACCACGGUCUGGAUUGUGGCUGACCUUGGUUUGGUGCAGAAGUGGGCCGUGGAGCUACCUCAAGAGCGCGCGCAGCGGCGCCACAGCAAUUGCUACGUGGGCGGGGCUCGGAAAGCCGCAACUGAUUGGAGCGGGAAGCCAGGGAUUUUGUCUGCAGCGUCCAAGGAGCGUCUGUCUCGGCCGCCGCCCUCCCCCCACCCCAGAGCAAUCCCGCGGCCGCGCUCGGGCGCGCGCCCUCCAGCCACACGCAUCCGCACACGCAGGCUCCCGGCGCUCCCACGCGCGCAACCACUCUCGCGGCCGCCGCCCACGCAGCCGCGUGCUCUCGGCGCGCGGGUUGGGGGUGGCUGCGCGGCACCCGUGGAGGCGGCUCCCGGCACUUGGAUGAGCUCUCAGAGGAUGCUGCGGCGCGGGGCGCGUCGCCCCCCUCAGUCCACCAGAGCCCGGAUACCUCAGAAAUUCGGCUCUGGGUCUGUGGGGAGCGAAAUGCAACCCAAACCCCAUUUUACUGAACCCUGCGCAAAUAAAACUCGCACAAGCACGCACACAGACGCCGCCGCGGCCCGCCGGGGAAGAGUCCGGCACCCGGGAGGGGCCGCCGUUCGAGAUCGGCCGCUAAAAGGCGGUUGAACUUGCGUCCUCUUCUCUGCCCUUUCUCCUCUUGUGAGCGGCUUUUGCAGCCGUUCCACCACUAGCCGCUCGCGCCGGGUACGCCCGCCCCACGCCUGGCUUCCUCAGCUGGGUGGGUCAGGCCAGCUCUCGGCGGAGCCUGAUCCAGGAACUGCGAGGAGCCGCUCCGGGCGGCGGCCAAGCCAGAUCUCGCGGUUUCGGCCCAAAGGUGGUCCGGUCUCGGGUGUUCCGAGGAGCUGCCCACACGCUCCAGGGCUCACACCCCUUUGCCCUGGUCCGCGACCGAGACCGCGACUGCUAGGGAAGGAGGGCGAGGAAAGGAUGAGAAAACACGCCUACACCGUGAUCUGCGCGGUGCUGGCUGGUUGCCUUUCCAGCCCAGAAGGCUUCAAAAUUGUCACGUACCGGAACCCCCAGUGGGAUCCUGUCAGAUAUGCAGAUUUCCGGGCCUCACCGCGGAGCUCAGUUCAGCUGACUGGGGACCGGGCCCAGGAAUCUGCAUUUCUGAUAAGAAUACCCGCUGUUCUUCCCCAAGAUUCGAGUGCGAAGAGCUCCGAGGUCCAUUCUGCCGGUGAGCAUCUGCAGGCAGGGAUCGCUAUCUUGUCUCUCCUCCCCUGACAACACAUGGGUUUGCAUGAGAGUUGGGUUCCUUCUUACGCAAUGCGAAUCAAUGAAUGAAUGAAUGGGAUUUUCAAAAUUCAUUGUUAACAAACUCUGCUG